Molecule: messenger RNA, 1323 nt
Organism: Asparagus officinalis (garden asparagus)
Lineage: Eukaryota; Viridiplantae; Streptophyta; Magnoliopsida; Asparagales; Asparagaceae
Exons: 8
Coding region: 209-1048 (279 amino acids)
Source: RefSeq, a predicted model, not a curated record
GGUCAUCAAAUUUGGGGGGAAAUAGUUCAAUUAUUAGGGGGAAAAUGUAUCACAUAAAAACCCUUUAUGCUUUAGGAGCAACAAAAGAGAGAGAGAGAGAGAAUCCCAUAGAAAAAAACUCAAUGAAAGAUGUGGCUGUGAAUAUUUCCUCAGUUCUAGACACAACCUUUCUCACUUGAGAAAACCCACAAUUCUCAAGUGACCUCGAAUGGCAAAAUUAUCAGCUCACGGUGGUCUCAGACCCCUCUCCAAUGGCGAAAAGACCACCUUUGGCUCUGAACUGAGAGACCCAUUUAGGUUCAAUAAGAAGUUAUUACUUGAAAACCCAAUUGGGUUUCAUAGAAGUAGUAGAGGGCUGAGAAUUUCUAAGUUUUCUAGGGUUUGGUCUCAUGGGAUGAAAUCUAAUGGGUUCAAGUCCGAAAAGAAAUUGAAGAGAGAUGGUGUUGAUAGUGAAGAGGAGGAGGAAGAGGUGGAGUUUAAAGAGUUUGGGAGAGAUGAGUUUUCUUGCUUUAGAGGUUUGGUGCUUGAUAUCUCCUACAGGCCUGUCAAUGUUGUCUGCUGGAAGCGCGCAAUCUGUCUGGAAUUCACGGAGAAGGCUGAUGUCUUAGAGUAUUAUGAUCAGACUGUGCCUUCUGCUCAAGGAUCUUUCAAUAUUCCAGCUGUCUUAAGAGUUCCUCAUUUGCUACAGGUUGUUAAGAGAAGAAGGGUCAAGCAUAGCCUUAGCCGAAAAAAUAUUCUUUACAGGGAUUCUUACACUUGUCAAUACUGUUCUUCCAAGGAGAACUUAACCAUCGACCAUGUUUUGCCAGUGUCACAAGGUGGUGAAUGGACCUGGGAGAAUUUGGUCACAGCAUGCUCAAGAUGCAACUCAAGAAAAGGUCAGAAAACCUUAGAGGAAACAAACAUGACGCUGCUUAAGAUCCCAAAGGCUCCAAAAGACUUCGACAUACUUGCUAUACCUUUGACAUCGAGUGCGGUAAAAGUGCUAAGGGCGAAAAAAGGUUUACCAGAAGAGUGGCUUCAGUACUUGGGAAAGCUAGUGUCAUAACAAUAAUCAGAAACUAGAUGUUACUGAAGGCGUGUUAAUGUUACUCAUGGAUUGUAAGGAUUUUUUGUCUCGACGUUUCAUCUUGUUCUUUUUCCUCUUCAUUAGAGUUUUGAUCACGUUGUGUUGGAAGAUCAAUUUUGUUGUGAUUGUGUUCUUUCCUUUUUCUCAUUUGGAGAUGAAUGCAUACUUAUGUUCAUCAACGGAUAAAUGUUGCAGUUUGGGCACCCUUUUGUUCUUUUAAGCAAAGAGGAAGAGUUUCACAUUGAGACUGCCUA